AUGAAUGGAACAGAAGGCAUCAAUUUCUAUGUACCAUUAUCCAAUAGAACAGGGGUGGUGCGGAGCCCCUUUGAAUAUCCCCAGUAUUACCUAGCUGAGCCCUGGAAGUAUAAACUCAUAUGCUGCUACAUCUUUUUCCUCAUCUUCACCGGGCUGCCCAUCAACAUCCUCACCCUACUUGUGACCUUCAAACAUAAGAAAUUACGGCAGCCACUCAACUAUAUUUUGGUUAAUCUUGCAGUAGCGGAUCUCUUUAUGGCCUGCUUUGGCUUCACCGUCACCUUCUACACAGCCUGGAAUGGCUACUUCAUAUUUGGUCCUGUUGGCUGUGCCAUUGAGGGCUUCUUUGCAACAUUGGGAGGUCAAGUUGCCCUCUGGUCCCUGGUUGUCCUUGCCAUCGAGCGGUAUAUAGUGGUCUGUAAACCUAUGGGCAACUUCCGCUUCUCUUCCACCCAUGCCAUGUUAGGCAUUGCUUUCACGUGGAUUAUGUCUAUAUCCUGUGCAGCUCCACCUCUCUUUGGGUGGUCCAGGUAUAUACCAGAAGGGAUGCAAUGUUCCUGUGGUCCAGACUAUUAUACUCUCAACCCUGACUACCACAAUGAGUCCUAUGUUCUCUACAUGUUUCUCAUCCACUUUAUUAUCCCUGUAGUGGUCAUCUUCUUCUCCUAUGGGCGGCUCAUUUGCAAAGUUCGAGAGGCAGCUGCACAGCAGCAGGAGUCAGCCAGUACUCAGAAGGCAGAAAAAGAAGUUACUCGCAUGGUAAUCUUGAUGGUCCUGGGAUUUCUCCUUGCCUGGACUCCUUACGCUGUUGUGGCAUUCUGGAUCUUCACCAACAAAGGGGCUGAUUUUUCUGCUACACUCAUGUCAGUGCCUGCUUUCUUCUCAAAGAGUUCGUCCCUCUAUAAUCCCAUUAUCUACGUCCUCAUGAACAAGCAGUUCCGUAAUUGCAUGAUCACCACUAUCUGCUGUGGCAAGAACCCCUUUGGUGAUGAUGAUGUCUCGUCAACGGUGUCCCAAAGCAAGACAGAGGUAUCCUCUGUCUCUUCCAGCCAAGUGUCACCUGCAUAG
This is a messenger RNA of Pogona vitticeps (central bearded dragon), 1068 nucleotides long. The record is from RefSeq and is a predicted model, not a curated record. Lineage: Eukaryota; Metazoa; Chordata; Lepidosauria; Squamata; Agamidae.